UCUCUUCCCGCCUGAAACAGAAACGGAGGUAGAAGAGCUAUCGACUAGUUAGCUACAUAAAUUGAACAAUGGAUGACCUUUACUUGGAUAAUAUUGAUGAAUUUGUCAACGACCAGAAUAAAAUCGUAAGUCAUCUAGUUAAUUAAUAUAUCUCGAUCUAUCCAACUAGCUAGCUGCUUUGGUCAAUACUAGAAGCUAGCUAACCUAGUUGGCUAUCUGACUCAGUGACUGCUCAGGCUACUAACAGUAGUAGCUAGCUAACGUUAACGAAUUUAGCCAUCACUCGCCCAGUGUUUUUAGACUGCAUCACCAGGCCCCGCAUUUGGAGACUAGCUAACUACGGUUGAAUUUGGGAAGAUUGGAGCUGCAAUUCUAAAAGAUAGGAAUACACCAGAGCUUGAAAAGUUGUCAAAAGGGUUAAAUACCUAGUGAUCUACGUUAGUUAGGUAGCUAUGCAUCCCAAAUCUCUCGUGGACAAACAACAUUAGUUGCGUAAACAUAUGACCAAUUACGCAAUACUUUAGUUCUGGGUUAACCAACUUUAAUUCACCCCACAUAUCUAUGUUGACAACAAACUGUUGUGUUGUCUUGUGUGUUCAAACAGGUGACCUACAAAUGGCUGAGUCUCACACUUGGGGUCCAUGUCAACCUAGCCAAACAGUGAGUAAAGUUAUCCAGAACCACCCACAUUACCUGCCUUUGAACGUUUUGUUGUGUUUAAACCACCACCUGUAAAUGACAUUCUAUGGGUCCAUCAUGAUGUCUGUUUCAGAAUGCUCUACCAUUACUUGGAUCAGAAGAGGAAAGAAAGCUCUGCUCCGCUCCAUGCCACCUACCUUGUGUCUGGCAAGUUUGUCGAGAAUGGCACCAUGGUAAGAGAACAAGCCAAAAUGGCAAUUUUCAUGUACAAUGCACACAGCUGCUCACCAUGCCCCUUCAGAACAUGACAUGCAGCAGUAAGCCUAUUUGGACAUAGGAUUCUUGCUUUGUUUUAGUUUGUGUUUUACACAGCUUAGGUCUUUUCAAUGCUUUCUUUUCAGAGUCACAGGGUGUCAGUAGUGCGAGAGGAUCAGCUGGAGGGUAAGUUGUAGGGAUCUAACAAUUCAUCGAUAUGCACCGAUCCCCGUUUCAAAUGUUUAAGAUAUGAGUGAAUCGGUCUGCGGGAGCCAAAUCCAAAUGAAGUAUGCAUUGGUCAGAAAAUUGAUUCAAACGCUAUGAAUCCUAUUUAAUUUCUGCCUUAUUCUGAAAAUACCUCGAAUCUGUUGUGACUGAAUUGAUGCGUCCUCUCCUUCAGUAGCCUAUCGAACCUCUAUGCAUGUAACUGCGUAUAACAUUGAUCUACAAUUGCAUUUGGUCAUUUUUUACAUGAAUAGGGUAAAGUUGUCAUUUCAUAACAAGGACAGCAAUCAUUUUGUGAGCCACACUGAUCAGAACGGGAGAAGAGCAGCUCUCCUUUGUGAAGUUCCAAAUGAUCAAUACAUUAACUUUUGGGACUGGGUGAAAUCCAAAGCUGUGUUAGAAUUUUGUAAUUUUUGUAUUUAACCUUUUAUUUUAACAGGGAAGACCUAUUGAGUCCUAGGUAUCUUUUUCAAAUGCGCCCUGUAUGAUACAACAUAAAUAUACACAUUAUACACCCCCCAAAAAAUUAUAUACAGUGGGGGAAAAAAAGUAUUUAGUCAGCCACCAAUUGUGCAAGUCCUCCCACUUAAAAAGAUGAGAGGCCUGUAAUUUUCAUCAUAGGUACACAUAAAAAAUCCAGAAAAUCACAUUGUAGGAUUUUUAAUGAAUUUAUUUGCAAAUUAUGGUGGAAAAUAAGUAUUUGGUCAAUAACAAAAGUUACUCAAUACUUUGUUAUAUACCCUUUGUUGGCAAUGACACAGGUUCAAACGUUUUCUGUAAGUCUUCACAAGGUUUUCACACACUGUUGCUGGUAUUUUGGCCCAUUCCUCCAUGCAGAUCUCCUCUAGAGCAGUGAUGUUUUGGGGCUGUCGCUGGGCAACACGGACUUUCAACUCCCUCCAAAGAUUUUCUAUGGGGUUGAGAUCUGGAGACUGGCUAGGCCACUCCAGGACCUUGAAAUGCUUCUUACGAAGCCACUCCUUUGUUGCCCGGGCGGUGUGUUUGGGAUCAUUGUCAUGCUGAAAGACCCAGCCACGUUUCAUCUUCAAUGCCCUUGCUGAUGGAAGGAGGUUUUCACUCAAAAUCUCACGAUACAUGGCCCCAUUCAUUCUUUCCUUUACACGGAUCAGUCGUCCUGGUCCCUUUGCAGAAAAACAGCCCCAAAGCAUGAUGUUUCCACCCCUAUGCUUCACAGUAGGUAUGGUAUUCUUUGGAUGCAACUCAGCAUUCUUUGUCCUCCAAACACGACGAGUUGAGUUUUUACCAAAAAGUUCUAUUUUGGUUUCAUCUGACCAUAUGACAUUCUCCCAAUCCUCUUCUGGAUCAUCCAAAUGCACUCUAGCAAUCUUCAGACGGGCCUGGACAUGUACUGGCUUAAGCAGGGGGACACGUCUGCACUGCAGGAUUUGAGUCCCUGGCGGCGUAGUGUGUUACUGAUGGUAGGCUUUGUUACUUUGGUCCCAGCUCUCUGCAGGUCAUUCACUAGGUCCCCCCGUGUGGUUCUGGGAUUUUUGCUCACCGUUCUUGUGAUCAUUUUGACCCCACGGGGUGAGAUCUUGCGUGGAGCCCCAGAUCGAGGGAGAUUAUCAGUGGUCUUGUAUGUCUUCCAUUUCCUAAUAAUUGCUCCCACAGUUGAUUUCUUCAAACCAAGCUGCUUACCUAUUGCAGAUUCAGUCUUCUCAGCCUGGUGCAGGUCUACAAUUUUGUUUCUGGUGUCCUUUGACAGCUCUUUGGUCUUGGCCAUCGUCUCUUGGAGUUUGGAGUGUGACUGUUUGAGGUUGUGGACAGGUGUCCUUUAUACUGAUAACAAGUUCAAACAGGUGCCAUUAAUACAGGUAACGAGUGGAGGACAGAGGAGCUUCUUAAAGAAGAAGUUACAGGUCUGUGAGAGUCAGAAAUCUUGCUUGUUUGUAGGUGACCAAAUACUUAUUUUCCACCAUAAUUUGCAAAUAAAUUCAUUAAAAAUCCUACAAUGUGAUUCUGGAUUUUUUACGUGUACCUAUGAUGAAAAUUACAGGCCUCUCUCAUCUUUUUAAGUGGGAGAACUUGCACAAUUGGUGGCUGUCUAAAUACUUUUUUUCCCCACUGUAUACACACACACACACACACAAAAAAAACAGUCAUGGAAAGCACAAAUAAAACAUCACAAAUCAACCAGAAAAAUAGUUACAUUCCUCCCCAAAUAAGUCCCCAAUCAAUGCUUUAAAUUGGCACCAGAACAUCAACAUGAAAUGUAUUUAGAAUUUUGUUCCAGCAAUACAGUGCAUUAAAACUAAAAGCAGAUUUACCUAAUCGGUGGUGACCCUAGGAACCUCGAGGUAACCAAUCAUGUGAACGGGUUAGGCAACUCGGAUACAGCAAACUUCAACAGCAAAGUUAGAUAAGACGGAGGUUUGUGAAGUAGGGCCUUGUAAACAAAAAGGGAGUAAUGUAGAGAUCUACGGGUCUUUAGCAAAGUCCAGCCAACCGUUUGAUACAGGAAGCAGUGGUGAGUAUAAAAAAAAAGGGCAUCCAAAGGUUUAAGAGUAGUAGCAGCUGCACUUUGAUAAAUAAUAUCACCAUAAUCAAGAACAGAUAAAUAAGAUUGACUGAAUAAUCUGCUUCCUACUACUUAGAGAGGCAUGAUCUGUUUAGGUAGAAAAAGCCAACUUUUUAAAUCUUGGCUUCUUAUAUAUAUUUUUUAAAGGUCAAAUCCAUAUCAUUCCAAAUCAAAGGAGGUUGGUGGCACCUUAAUUGGGGAGGACGGGCUCGUGGUAAUGGCUGGAGCUGAAUGGGUGGAAUGGUAUCAAAUACAAACACAUGGUUUCCAUCUAGUGAGUGAACAUGUAGUUCAUCUGAAACAUUCUUACGAGAGUUUAAAAACAUGUAUUUCGUUUUGCCUGUAUUAAGCACAAGUUUUACAUCGGCAAGGAAUUCCUGCAUGGCUAUAAAAUCUGAUUAGUUUUGACACAGCCAGAUCAACCGUUGGGGCAAUGGCAUACAUAGUAGUAUCAUCAGCAUAUACAGUGCAUUCGGAAAGUAUUCAGACCCCUUGACUUUUUCCACAUUUUGUUACGUUACAGCCUUAUUCUAAAAUGGAUUAGAUGUUUUUCCUCAUCAAUCUACACACAAUACCCCAUAAUGACAAAGCAAAAUAAAUGUUUGUUAUUUUUAAUAAAUGACACUGAAAUAUCACAUUUACGGAAGUAUUCAGACCCUUUACUCAGUACUUUGUUGAAACACCUUUGGCAGCGAUUACAGCCUCGAAUCUUCUUGGGUAUGACGCUACAAGCUUGGCAGAUCCUCUCAAGCUCUGUCCUCUCAAGGACAUUCAGAGACUUGUCCUGUGUGCUUAGGGUCGUUGUCCUGUUGGAAGGUGAACCUUUGCCUCAGUCUAAGCUCCUGAGGGCUCUGGAGCAGGUUUUCAUCAAGGAUCUCUUUGUACUUUGCUCUGUUCAUCUUUCCCUCGUUCCUGACUAGUCUCCCAGUCCCUGCUGCUGAAAAACAUCCCCACAGCAUGAUGCUACCACCACCAUGCUUCACCGUAGGGAUGGUGCCAGGUUUCCUCCAGAUCUGACACUUGGCAUUCAGGCCAAAGAGUUCAAGCUUGGUUUCCUCAGACCAGAGAAUCUUGUUUCUCAUGGUCUGAGAGUCCUUUUAGGUGCCUUUUGGCAAACUCCAAGCAGGCUGUCAUGUACCUUUUACUGAGGAGUGGCUUCCGUCUGGCCACUCUACCAAAAAGGCCUGAUUGGGGGAGUGCUGCAGAGAUGGUUGUCCUUCUGGAAGGUUCUUCCAUCUCCACAGAGAAACUCUGGAGCUCUGUCAGUGACCAUCGGGUUCUUGGUCACCUCCCUGACCAAGGACCUUCUCCCCCGAUUGCUCAGUUUAGCCGGGGGCGGCCAGCUCUAGGAAGAGUCUUGGUGGUUCCAAACUUGUUCCAUUUAAGAAUGAUAGAGGCCACUGUGUUCUUGGGGAGCUUCAAUGCUGCAGAAAUGUUUUGGUAUCCUUCUCCAGAUCUGUGCCUCGACACAAUCCUGUCUCUGAGCUUUAAGGACAAUUCCUUCGACCUCAUUGCUUGGUUUUUGCUCUGACAUGCACUGUCAACUGUGGGUCCUUUUUAUAUAGACAGGUGUGUGCCUUUUUCAAAUCAUGUCCAAUCAAUUGAAUUUACCACAGGUGGACCCCAAGUUGUAGAAACCUCUCAAGGAUGAUCAAUGGAAACAGGAUGCACCUGAGCUCAAUUUCGAGUCUCUUAGCAAAGGGUCUGAAUACUUACAAAAAUAAGGUAUUUAAAAAACAAUUAUGUAAUAAAUGUUCCAAAAUUUCAAACAACUUGUUUUCGCUUUGUCAUUAUGGGGUAUUGUGUGUAGAUUGAGGAUUUAAAAAAAAAGUCAUUUAGCAGACACUCUUAUGUUUGUUCAUCCAUUUUAGAAUAAGGCUGUAACGUAACAAAAUGUGGAAAGAGUGAAGGGGUCUGAAUACUUUCCGAAUGCACUAUAGAUUAUAUGCAGCUUGACCAAUGGUGUUUAUAUAAAUAGUGAGGAGAAUAACGGUCCCAAAAUCAACCCCUGUGGUACACCUUUAUAUACAUGAAGAUAUUCAGACUUAACCCCAUCAAUCAUGAGCCUGAGUUCUGUCACUUAGAUAAUCAUUAAACCAUGAACAGGUGUCUGAGCUCAUGCCUAUCGAGGACAACUUGUUCAAUAAAAUGGCAUGAUCAACAGUAUCAAAAGCUUUUGCCCAGGCCUAAACCCUGAUUUGAUUUACAUAAAAAAGAGCGAAGUUGUACAUUGACUAAGGAUUCAAGAAUCUUAGCCAGACAAGGAAGCCUUGAAAUGGGCCGAUAUUUAUUAAGAUCACUACUAUCCCCACCCUUAUGGAGUGGCAGCACGGUCUGAUUUCCAUAUUUUAAUUUAAAUUGUAUGUGCUGAUAACAAUGUUAAAUGUGGGUUAUUAAGCCAUUUAAUGAUGGGCCCUGCACACUUAAGCAGACCGGGAUCCAAUUGGUCGGCCCCUGUGGAUUUCUUGUCUAUUGCUAGCAAAGCAUCCAGCACUUUUUUUUUUCUGUAAAUAGCCUAAAAGAAAAGCUUUGACUAUCAUUUCUCUGAUCAUUCAGCAGGUUUCGCAUAUCAGCAUCCAGCCCAAUAUCAUUGUGAAUUGACUUAAUGUUUUUUCAAAGAGAACAAGCUGAAAUAAAAUGGUGAUUAAAUGCAUUAAUGAUGUGCUAUGACAAAGCCAAUAUAAAGAUAAAUAUUGACAUAUUACUAGCUCAAACCAAAACCAUUAAUCAGUGGGGGGACAAAAAGCUAAAUGAAACCAGAUCGUUUUCAAACUAAAAUUAUCAUUCCUGUAUCGUAUCAGUGCCUUCAGAAAUUAUUCACACCCAUUUGACUUUUUCCACAUUUUGUGUUACAGCCUGAAAUUUAAAAGUAUUAAAUUGUGAGUUUUUUUGGGGGGGUCACAGUUCUACACACAAUAACCCAUAGUGUCAAAGUGCAAUUAUGUUUUUUGUAAUUUUAACUCCUUUUGUUAUGGCAGGAGUAAAAAUGUGCUUAAUUAGUUGCAUGGACUCACUCUUUGUGCAAUAUUAUUAUUAUUAUUAUUGAACAUUGAAUGACUACCUCAUCUCUGUACCCCACACAUACAAUUAGGUCCCUCAGUCGAGCAGUGAAUUUCAAACACAGAUCCAACCACAAAGACCAGGGAGGUUGUUCAAUGCCUCACAAAGAAGGGCAUCUAUUGGUAGAUGGGUAGAAGUAAAAAAGCAGACAUUGAAUAUCUCUUUGAGCAUGGUGAAGUUAUUAAUUACACUUUGGAUGGCGUAUCAAUACACCCAGUCACUGCAAAGAUACAGGCGUCCUACCAAACUCAGUGGCCGGAGAGGAAGGAAAACGCUUGGGAAUUUCACUGUGAUUAAAACAGAGUUUAAUGGCUGUGCUAGGAGAACUGAGAAUGGAUCAACAAUAUUGUAGUUACUCCACAAUACUAACCUAAUUGACAGAGUGAAAAUAAGGAAGCCUGUACAGAAUAAAAAGUGAUGUGGCAAAGCAAUGCACUUUUAUUUUCCUGAAUACAAAGUGUUAUGUUUGGGGCAAAUAACACUUUACACAGUACCAUUCCAUAUUUUCAAGCAUAGUGGUGGCUGCAUCGUGUUAUGGGUAUGCUUGUAAUCAUUAAGGACUGGGGAGUUUUUCCAGGAUAAAACUUAAUGGAGCUAAGCACAGGGAAAAUCCUAGGGGAAAACCUGGUUGUCUGCUUUCCACCAGACACUGGGUGAUGAAUUCACCUUUCAGCAGGACAAUAACCUAAAACACAUGGCCAAAUCUACACUAGAGUUGCUUACCAAGAAGACAGUGAAUGUUUCUGAGUGACUUACCCAGAGGAGGUGCUUCUACAAAGUCUCAACUCAGGGGUGUGAGUACUUAUGUAAAUUUGAUUUCUGCGUUUAAUACAUUUGCAAAAACUUCUACAAACGUUUUCACUUUGUCAUUAUGGGGUAGUGUGUGUAGAUGGGUGAGGAAAAAAUAUAUCUUAAUCCAUUUUGAAUUCAGGCUUUAACACAACAAAAUGUGGAAUAAGUCAACGUAGGAAUACUUUCUGAAGGCAUAUCUAGAUGUGUAUCGAAUUGCGCUUGAAAGGAAAGAUUCACAUCCCUAGUAAGUUCUGUUUAUCUGCCUCAUUUCCUGACUUCUUUUGUUGUAGUGUUGCCUUCUCAUCAAGAUGAAUAUGAAGUGUACUGAAUGUGUCACCAAAACAUCAUCGGUCGUCUUUUGUAGAUGUGAAGGCGAAGAUGAGCCUGACGGUCAGUGUACACGUGUACAGUGUUCAGAAGGCUGUACUGAAAGACAGUGGUCCUCUGUACAGUGCUGAUUAUGAUGCUGUGAAAGAGAAUCUAAGAAACUGCAGCAGGUACAUCUAUCUUUACUUUAAGCUACACUCAAAGUCAAAAUAAUAGAUUGAGAAAUUUGCGUGAAAUAUUCAAAGGUUUAGUGACCUAGGCUAUUUAUCAGAACAUAAAAUCUAUUUGCAGGUACAGUGCAAUUCGUUGUGCCGAUGCAGUGCCUAUAUCCUUGGCAGAGGUGCAGCAGGCCUGUGAAACGACACAGGCCCCACCACCAGAGAGGGAGCAAUCCAAAGCAAACCUUUCUAAUCUGGCCUCUAAACCCACCUCCAAGCAGCCGAAAGGCAUUAUGGGAAUGUUUGCAAACAAGAAUGUCUCCAAGAAUCAAGAUUCAAGCAAAGAGAUUAAAUUGGAGCAGAAAGAGGUUGCACCUGUGGUAUGUGUUUGUGUUUCUCUUAGUGUGUACACUGCAAAUGGCAUGUGGUGUUCAUUUUGAUCCAGUGCUCAAAAUUGCAACCCGUAAUGUUAACUUGCGAUGUCACAUUUGUUUGAUAUUGUAGGUUGAGACCUCCAAAACUAAACCAGCUGCCAAGACAACUCCUAUGAGUAACUUCUUUGGGAAACAAGCAGCCAGUAAGUAUUUCAACAAUCCCAUAUCAUACAUCUCUUUCUAUAGUUUCACAUGUAAAUACUACUAUUGUCCUUUAAAUCUGUAAGAUAAAUCAUGUAUAUCCACCACAGAAAAACCUGACAAAUCCAUCAAGGAAGAGGUAGAAAUAGCCCAGACAUCUUCCUCAGUGGAUGAGAAGCCCUCAAGCCCACCCCCUAAAGCAGAGACUCCUGCAAAGGAUGCUGUGGUUGAGAAAUAUAUUAGAAGGUGUGUACUAUUAAACCUGGUAGGAGUCCUUUUAUAAAUAUAAAACUUUUGUCAUAACAAAAGUAACAUGGAUACUGAAGUGAUUAUAAGAGGAAGUAUUUUUUGGACACUAAAGUUGUAUAGUAUCUCAGAACAAAAACUUUUUUGUCUUUGUGGUGAACAUUGACGUUUUGAAUGGCAUUUCCAGAGUAUGCUUUAACAGGAUAUUUUCAUCUCAGUAGUAAGACCAAGCGUCUUGAACAUUCUGAUGGUGAAGAGGAGAAGAAUGCGAGUCAGAAGAAGAAGAAGAGACGGAGGAUAAAGAAACCCCAGCCAGACAGUGAUGAUGACGGUAAUAUGAGCUGUAAAGAGAGGGUAUGCAUAUUGCUCAGGCUGCCCUAAACAUUCAUACUGGACUUCCAUUAUUCAACUGUUUCAUGAUUGAAAACAACUGUUCUAUGUUACAGUUAUUCCAGAUUCUCCUCCACAGUUACAAGAACAGAGGGACCCAUCACCAAGUCCUGAGAUUCAAGUAAAGAAAGAACCAGUUGCUGUUUCACGUUCAGAUGUAAGCGUUCACAUUUUUACUCCUACUUUAUUUGGGUACUAAAUUGUUGAAGUUGCAGGAUAUAUAAUUAGCAUGUUUAAUUUGGUUUUAAUCACCAAUUUGUGAUUGUCUACCUAUCAAUCCAUGCAGGAGCUUUCAGAUUGUAAGCGAAGGAAGAGGAGACGUGUCUUGAAAUCUCGCACGUUUGUGGAUGACGAAGGAUGCAUUGGUAAAUUAUUGAGUUAUGUUGGGAGUUUUGUUUCUAUUCAACUUUUACGUGUAAACAUUUUGCCUAGGCCUAACUCCUCUGACAUAAACAUGGAGGUUAUUUAUAUUCCCCAAAGUUACUAAAUCAUUCUUUAUAUGCAAAAUAAAAUAUCUUAUAGGCUGAUUUUGAUGUCUGAUCUGAAAAUCAUUUAAAUAUUGUCUACCUCCCAGUGACCGAGAAAGCCUAUGAGAGUGAAUCCUACUCUGAGACUGAGGACGACUUUAAGGUCAGUAAACCAACUCCGAAGAAUCCAACCCCACCAAAACCAUCAACUGGCAAGAAAGAGGAGGAGAAAAGUAAGAAAGCUGCUGCAGCCUGUAAUAAAUCAACUAAGCAGGCUUCUAUUAUGGGAUUCUUCCAAAAGAAAUGAUAGACAUACUCAUACUGUUGUACUGAACACUGGUAAGGAGCUUGAGGCCCAAGUGGAGAGAAUCUAGACAGACACAUUUUCAAAUGUGGCGGAGGAUGGAUGGAUGCAGAUACAUCACUUGGCAACAUUUGGUGGAAUGCUGUACUACUUUUUUUUUUUAU
Molecule: messenger RNA, 10141 nt
Organism: Coregonus sp. 'balchen'
Lineage: Eukaryota; Metazoa; Chordata; Actinopteri; Salmoniformes; Salmonidae
Source: the annotation of a GenBank genome assembly